This is a messenger RNA of Stegastes partitus (bicolor damselfish), 4762 nucleotides long. Its product is annotated as protein kinase C beta type. The transcript has 17 exons. NCBI's taxonomy places the organism in Eukaryota, Metazoa, Chordata, Actinopteri, Pomacentridae. Gene Ontology annotation, molecular function: zinc ion binding; diacylglycerol-dependent serine/threonine kinase activity; ATP binding. The record is from RefSeq and is a predicted model, not a curated record. The coding region runs from base 98 to 2101 and encodes 667 amino acids. Gene Ontology annotation, biological process: protein phosphorylation.
UCGUUCUCCCCCGCCGCCUCCGUCGGCUCUCCCUCUCUCUCUUCGCUCUCCUCACCCCUCGUUCCUCUCACACCGCCGCCGCCGCUUCCUCGUUAAGAUGGCUGACCCCAACAGCGACGGAGAGGUACCGGAGAGCGCGCGCGGCUUCGCCCGUCAGGGAGCCCUCCGCCAGAAGAAUGUGCACGAGGUGAAGAACCACAAGUUCAUCGCGCGCUUCUUCAAGCAGCCCACCUUCUGCAGCCACUGCACGGACUUCAUCUGGGGCUUUGGGAAGCAGGGAUUCCAGUGCCAAGUGUGCUGUUUUGUGGUCCACAAGCGCUGUCAUGAAUUUGUCACCUUUUCCUGUCCGGGGGCCGACAAGGGACCUGCCUCCGAUGAUCCUCGUAGUAAACACAAGUUUAAGGUCCACACUUACUCCAGCCCCACCUUCUGUGACCACUGUGGCUCCCUCCUCUACGGGCUGAUACACCAGGGCAUGAAAUGCGACCACUGUAUGAUGAACAUCCACAAGCGAUGCGUGGCCAACGUCCCGAGCCUGUGUGGGACGGAUCACACAGAAAGGAGAGGACGCAUCCACAUCUCUGCCCAAAUCACCGACGACAGUCUCUCCGUCACCAUCAAAGAGGCUAAGAACCUGGUGCCCAUGGACCCCAACGGCCUGUCAGACCCCUACGUCAAACUCAAGCUGAUCCCAGACCCCAAGAGCGAGAGCAAGCAGAAGACCAAGACCAUCAAAUGUUGCCUCAACCCCACCUGGAACGAGAGCUUCACUUUCAACCUCAAAGAAAGUGACAAGGACCGCCGUCUGUCGCUGGAGGUCUGGGACUGGGAUUUGACCAGCAGGAACGACUUCAUGGGGUCGCUGUCGUUUGGGAUCUCAGAGCUACAGAAACAAGGGAUAGAUGGAUGGUUUAAGCUGCUGUCCCAGGAGGAGGGAGAAUACUUUAACGUUCCCGUCCAGCCAGAGGGAGAGGAGGGUAAUGAGGAGCUACGACAAAAGUUUGAGAGGGCAAGAGUUGGUCCAGGGAAGCCCACCGACUCAUCUUCCUCUUCUUCAGUGUGCAAGUACGACAGCAACGGCAAUCAGGACCGCGUCAAGCUCUCAGACUUUAACUUCGUCAUGGUUCUGGGCAAAGGCAGCUUUGGCAAAGUGAUGCUGGCUGAGAGGAAAGGUACAGAUGAGUUGUACGCCAUCAAAAUCCUGAAAAAAGAUGUGGUGAUCCAGGACGAUGACGUGGAGUGCACCAUGGUGGAGAAGAGAGUCCUCGCUCUGUCUGGAAAACCACCUUUUCUCACUCAGCUGCACUCAUGUUUCCAAACCAUGGACCGAUUGUAUUUCGUCAUGGAGUAUAUUAAUGGAGGAGACCUUAUGUACCAAAUUCAACAGGUCGGCAAGUUCAAGGAGCCCCAUGCUGUGUUCUACGCUGCAGAGAUUGCCAUUGGUCUUUUCUUUCUUCACUCAAAAGGCAUUGUGUAUCGAGAUCUGAAGCUGGAUAAUGUGAUGCUGGACUCAGAAGGCCAUAUAAAGAUCGCAGACUUCGGCAUGUGCAAAGAGAACAUGUACGACGGAAUCACCACAAAGACUUUUUGUGGAACGCCAGACUACAUCGCUCCAGAGAUAAUAGCCUAUCAGCCUUAUGGGAAGUCUGUGGAUUGGUGGGCUUUUGGAGUACUGCUUUAUGAAAUGCUCGCCGGACAGCCGCCUUUUGAUGGUGAGGAUGAAGAUGAGCUGUUCCAGUCGAUCAUGGAGCAUCAUGUCUCUUAUCCUAAAUCAAUGUCCAAAGAAGCUGUUGCUAUCUGCAAGGGGCUGAUGACCAAACACCCAGGUAAGCGUCUGGGCUGUGGUCCAGAGGGGGAGAGAGACAUCAAGGAGCACGCCUUCUUCCGCUAUAUAGACUGGGAAAAACUGGAGAAUAAAGAGGUCCAGCCACCUUUCAAACCGAAAGCUUGUGGGCGUGAUGCGGAGAACUUUGAUCGCUUUUUCACGCGCCACCCCCCAGAGCUGACCCCCCCAGAUCAGGAGCUUAUAGCCAACCUGGACCAGGAAGAAUUCCAAGGCUUCUCAUUUGUUAACCCUGAGUACCCUCACACAUCUCACUGACUAUGUCACAUAUCACUGGGCUGAAUUAGUAAUCCCCUACACCUCACAAGCAUACUGUACAGAAACAAAAAAAGGUCAUCGCGAUGUCAUACCCAGGCUGCAUUCGACAGGGUUAAAGAAAUAACAGGACAUUUUGGUGCUUAUUCAGUCUCUUUCCCAAAGUGCAAUGAGUAGAAUUAGGUCAAUCUAGUGGGUUUGUCAGGUGUGGAGCUUGAGUCUGGAAAUGAUUAUCUUAGCUUAGCAUAAAGCUUGGAAGCGUCUUGAAACAGCUAGCUGGGCUCUCCCAAAGCUUAAAAAUAUACCAACCAGAACUAAAACUAAUAACUAAUCGUAUUUGUUUUACAGAAAUGUAAAAAUGCAUGCUAAGUUUGCACAGAAGAGCUAAUCUGUUAGCACCUGCAGCUGCACCUCUAGUUCUUACUUAAGUUUACAGUGAAUCUAGUUUGUUUAAACUGCAAGUGCUGGGUGGACAAAUGUAGAAGUAGUUACACCACAUAGCCCCUCCUAACACCGGGAGACUUUUGAAAGACUGCUAUGACCUGCAAUAUAAAGUUCACAACACAGACAGUGUUAGCUGAAGAUGUCAAUAAGCUACUUCCCGAUAGCUUUGUGAGCUUGUCCAUAGGAAGUAAUGCUCACCAGAGCACAGGGAUUAAUGCAGAAAAGCUUAUCACCAAAUCAAUAUACUGUCCUUUCACUGUGACAGAAAUGUUAAAGUUAAAAGCUUUCCCAUCAGCGCCAUGUGUAUACUUGCUAAUUAGCAAAUGUUAGCAUGCUAACAGGCUAGACUAAGCUACUAAGCACUAUAAACUUUUUAGAGGCUAAACGUCAACAUGUUAGCGUUUGUGUUUUAAUUAUUCUAGCAAUUUGACUUCAUCAUUUAGUUUUUGGGCCUCAUAGAGCUGCUAGCAUAGCUGUAGAUUAUAAGUGUAGUUGCCAGUUUUUUUGUCAAUAAUCAUCUGACAGCGCAAAAAAGAACUUUCUAGCUAAUUAGCCAGGCUUUUCUACCUCUGUUAAUCACAUGACUUUCACCUUGCAGGUUGUUGCAGUCACUAGAGAGUCUGUACGGUGUACGCAUUAAACAAACUGAAUAAUAUGUCUGGAUAUUAAAGCUAUUAUUAUUAUUAUGGGGGUAGAACAAGCCCAGCUCUCGCCAUCCACCUUCCAGUCCUCAUGCUAAGUGAAGCUAAUUGUCUCCAGGUUACAUCUUUGUCCCUAUUAUAAGACUGAUAUUAAUCAUCUCAUCUGACACUUGGAAAGAAAUCAGAUAAGCCUUUCACCCAAAAUACCAAGAUUAUUUCCUUAAGUAACGUUCAGAUGGAAAUGCAGACAGGUACCUCAAAGGAUAUUAAUCAGGAGAAAUAAUCAGAUAUUCACGUGUCAAGGUGCCAGUAAUAGGCCACUCUUGUUUCUAGUGGCGACACAGUUCUCACUUUACUGCAGAUUAGCUCGUCACGUUAACACGGCUGUACUCCUAUCAGCUGGCUGUAUUUCUAUCUUUAGCGCAGAAAUGUUGCUCGCUCCUGAAUGCUGCCCGGCUGCUCACAUCAGCAGGUUAAUGUCUGACCUCAGGGCCGACCUGAACCUGCUCCGUCUCUGUGUCACCCUCCCUGUAACUGAUUAUUGACUAUGACACCCUAUCAGUGAUAUUGAUGAGUGUACGAUGAUCACAUGUUGGUAAUUCAUACAGUGUAAGUGAAAACUGACAAAUUGCUUUGCUAUGAUUGUUUGAGUACUGAUCAGUUUCCUAAUGUUGACUUUACUUUUGUCUAUAGGACCAAAUACUUACAAACUUUCUGUUCAGUCAGUGUUGUGGUGAGCUUACCUGCAUUUCUUUUGCUGAUUCAAUUUUAAACCACAGAACUAGAAUUCUUUACACAUGCAGUCAGCGAGAGUUUAAGUCUCUGUCAAGCCGAAAGCUCAUUACUUUUCUCCUGAUUCAUUUCUGAAAGCAUUCACAACAUUACACUGUGUUUUUAAUGACAGCGGACAUAUCUCUUCGCUUGUACACAAGCAUUUUUUGAGAAUUUCAUGUAUGACGAAGCUGUCUAGAGUCUUGUGAAGCUGGUAUUUGUUAGUUACAGAAACAGGAUGUCCUGAAGUGCCAAUAUGGUUCAUAAUCAUGAGGAUGUGGAAGAAUAUUGUCCUCAACAACUGUGAUGAAGGGCAGCCAUCUUGUGCCAUUUUGCAGUACAUGUAUAAUUAUUAUAAUAUGCAUUAUAGCUUAUCUGUUCACCUACAAUAGAAAACUCUUGGAAAGUCAUUUUCAUAUCUGAAAUGAAUUGUCUGAGUUGUAUUAUACUUUUGUAACUGUGUAACGAUGCAGGGUAGUAACAAUGUGUCAAAUCUUGUUCUUUGAGCUCGUAUCAAAAAAUGAGGAGGCAGCAAGGCGACAUCAAAGAUUUACAAAAAUGUCUCGCUGAAAGAGACGAGGAUUCUAACAGGGCAAAAAAAAACAGUGAGAGCUUUUUGUGAUGAUGGUGACAAAUCAAUGUUGAGAUAACGAGAGCUACAGUAGAGAUAAAAUACAUAUAUUGAGUUCUGUAUCAGAGAGAUAUUUGGAGAAAUUGUUGCUGGAUGGGAGAGAUGCUUCUGUGGAUUGUGUAAUUGUCCUGUAUGACUGGAAACUGAUAAUAUACUCACUGGUGCCUACCAGACUAA